Messenger RNA from Arachis stenosperma, 771 nucleotides. RefSeq names its product protein FAR1-RELATED SEQUENCE 5-like. The coding region runs from base 1 to 771 and encodes 256 amino acids. The record is from RefSeq and is a predicted model, not a curated record. The transcript has 2 exons. Lineage: Eukaryota; Viridiplantae; Streptophyta; Magnoliopsida; Fabales; Fabaceae.
AUGUAUGUCGUGUUGGACAAGGGGAACGAAUGUUGGGUUGUGUCUAGAUUAGAACUGAGGCAUUCUCACCCCUGUUCGGCUAAGAAAGCUGACCACUAUCAUGAGUACCGAGAGCUGACAAUGCAUGCUAAGUGCGUCAUUACGGAUAACGACGAGGCUGGAAUAAGACCCAACAAGACAUAUCUAGCACUGGCAAACGAGGUUGGUGGGUUCGCAAACCUAGGUUUUUCAGAAAAAGAUGUCAGAAAUUACAUCACACGCAAUCUCCGAUGCUCCGAUGACAAUGUGGACUUCCAGGGGAUGAUAAAUUAUUUCGUUCGAAUGAAGGAGAUCAAUCCCAACUUCUUUUAUGCAAUAGAUGUUGACGAUGCUAAUAAAUUUAGGAGCGCACUUUGGGUAGAUGCAAGGUGCAGGGCUUCGUAUGAAUACUACGGAGAUGUGGUGUCGUUUGACACCACAUACAGAAAAAACAGGUAUGGUCUGCCCUUUGCAUCCUUUGUAGGUGUAAACCACCAUGGGAAGUCCACUCUUUUUUGCUGCACUUUACUUGGGAGCGAGGAGAUCCAUAGUUUUGAGUGGAUGUGCACGCAGUGGGUGAGAUGCGUUGGGACUGCACCAAGGGGGAUUAUCACUGACCAGUGUAAGGCGAUGACUGGUGCUAUUAGGAAUGUCCUACCUGACACUAUCCACCGAUGGUGCAUCUGGCACAUAAUAAAGAAAUCACAAUUCAAGCUUGGUGGAUACGCUAGGUACGGAGAACGAGUGCAAUGA